Ananas comosus (pineapple) is the source of this 2218-nucleotide messenger RNA. RefSeq lists its product as uncharacterized. Lineage: Eukaryota; Viridiplantae; Streptophyta; Magnoliopsida; Poales; Bromeliaceae. The transcript has 4 exons. The record is from RefSeq and is a predicted model, not a curated record. Bases 182 to 1369 code for a protein of 395 amino acids.
UAUCGGGUACGACCCGCCGCGCGCGCGCGCGCUCUGGACCGUUCGCACGAAUUUUGGAGCAGGCGGCGCCCGGAAACGAAAACCGCUCCCGCGGGAAUCCACGCGGGAAAAGUUUGAAACGUCGAAAAGCCACUUCAAAAUCAAAUCUCUUUAUUUUGAGCCCUUUUAUUUUUCCACAUCAAUGGCGGAAAAUUCCGAAGCAGCAACAAUGCGCGACCUCGUCUCUCUCACUCCCCUCGAUUCCCAGGUUUACGGGGGUUCUUCUCAUCCCCUCUCUCUCCCUUCUCAACCUCUCGAUAUCAGGAACUGGUUCUCGAGCUAUGAAUAUGAAUCCGAGGAAACAAGCGAUUCGUUCCGCGAUGCCGAUGCGAGCGAGACGCAAGAUCCUGUAGAAGUUUUGAGAAAGAGGAAACCCGAAGAUCCGACCACAUAUACGUGUUUAUCCUCAGAACAGCACAUAGAUCUGCUACCAAAUAAGAAAAACUUUGAUUAUAGUCGAGAUGGUCAAGAUGAUUGUAGCAAUUGCGAUCGCUCAACAGCGACUGGCGAGUAUGUUAAGAAGCUCACUCGAUCUCCAAUUAAGAUGCUUAGAAGGACUAAUUUUAGAGAAGAGAUCUCACUUGAAGAAUAUCCAAAAGAGGCCACAAUUAGCACAUUAAAUUAUGGCACGGUGCCGGAGUUGGCACAUGACCUUCCUCGUGAAGAGGAGAGUCUUACGAAAGAUGGGAGAUCCAAUGCAGAAACUUUCUCAGGUAACUCGAGCUUUCCGAGGGAUCUCUCGCACAUGCCAUCAAACAGAGAGAGCAAAGCAAAGAGAAAACAGAAUCUAAGAGUAAUAUUAUUUGGAGAGGAUUUUCUUGGAAAUUCUGCAGAAGCCGUUGUCGAUGAUAUGCCUGCUUCGCCGAAAAGAGAGAGAGGCAAAAUCGAGGACGAAUUGGGCGGAAAAGAUCAGAGGAGCGCUGGUGUUAGACCGGCUCAAAGUGAGAUCAAACAGCGAGAAGAAAAUAGCACGUCAAAUGAUUUCAUUUCCACCAAGAGCAGGGAGAGUUCCAGGCAGAAUGAUGGAAUCCAUGUGCGGCAUUCAGUAGCAACCUCUGAUCACAAGAAUAUGGCUACUGAGAAUGAGAUGAAGGGGAAAGGCGAACCUUCGAUGAAUCGUGGGAAUCUGAAAAGGGACGAUAGCGGUAAAGGAAUAGUGAGAAGCCCAUUAGGUGAUAGAACUAAUUUUCAGAUCGAAAACGCUGUGGCGGCAGCACCAACGGUGCCGGACUUGUCAGGGAAAUGGCGGUGCCCUCGCAAGAGCAGGCCCUACACGGGUCCUCCAAUGAAGCAACUCCGAUUGGAGCGAUGGGUUCAUCGAAAGAUAUAGGUAAGUCUAAUACAUCUAGGUUGCCUUCUGUACUUGCGAAGUAGAGGCUUUGGCAGAUGAAAAAAAGUGGAAUGAGAUUCCACUACUCAGAAGCUAGAAGCUCUUCUAAUUUCAGAGUACGUGUUUAUAACACUCUUCAUAAUAGCUAGGAGAUCGCCCUUUCGAGUUCUUGGCAUUUGCGUUGCUCUGAAAAUUAGUGUCUCUGAUUCUGCAAGCAGUUUUUUGUAGUCUGUCUCUAAAAAGUAAUUCUUAAGGUGGUACAUUUUGAAAUACGAGGCAAAGGAAAUUGAUAGAACUCGUCUCACCCAUCUCGAUCCAGGUAGGAAAAUUUAGUUGAACUGCACCGACUUUGUAAGUUUGUCUGACCCAUCUCGAACUAGAAGAGUAACUCAUAGUUUAUAAGAGCUAUUUUUAUAGUUAUCAGAUUCGUAGGUCAUGCGUCCUUAGAUGCAACUUCUUGGUUUUUAGCUCUGCGGGUAUCAACUGGGGAUCAUGAGGUACGAUCAGCACUCACCAAAUAAGCUCGAGGUUGGUGGUUUUGUAUUUAUAAUUGAUAAAGUAUAUGUAUGUUGUUUAUAUUAUUCAAGUUUGUAACUGUUUUCAAUAUUGAGAUUCACUAAAUUUAUAUCGAGGAGCCUGAGGACUUGCCUUGUAGGUUGUCUGCAAAGACAUGGUAGAUGUUGUUCUUGCAAUUGGACUAUAUCUUGGGUAAGAUGCAGUCAAAAAGGUGGUGCAUUUUGACAAUUUCAAUCCAUACUAAUACUGGGUGAAUUGCACUAAUUGUUCUCUAGCUCUUUGGUGAAGUUUUAUUAUUUUUUGUUUUUGAAAGAAAGAGAGUAUGCUAUUAAU